This is a messenger RNA of Branchiostoma belcheri (Belcher's lancelet), 1334 nucleotides long. Its product is annotated as transmembrane protein 246-like. The transcript is spliced from 5 exons. The coding region runs from base 77 to 1255 and encodes 392 amino acids. Gene Ontology annotation, biological process: GPI anchor biosynthetic process. The record is from RefSeq and is a predicted model, not a curated record. Gene Ontology annotation, molecular function: glycosyltransferase activity. Gene Ontology annotation, cellular component: Golgi membrane. Lineage: Eukaryota; Metazoa; Chordata; Leptocardii; Amphioxiformes; Branchiostomatidae.
GCCGUUUUUGCUAGCAUUCAUAAAAGUAGCAUAAGAUCUCAGCAUCCAGGAAUUCGAAUCGUCCAGUUGGAGGACUAUGUACUACCGAAUCACAGCUCUGUACGUCAUUACUUACGUCAUAGCACUUCCGCUCCUGUGCAGCGACCUGCCCUACUCCAUGUACUUCCGGUAUGACGUCACCCCGGGCAGGAGAACACAGCUGGACCGGGCUAUCGAAGAAAACCAGCAAAGAAUAGCAGUCGCGGAGGAUUAUCUGAGGAAACACGGACCGCAUCACAGGGUCUUCAGACGACUCAAUCGAAUGGCACAGAAGCGGACCCAACCACAGCUAGUCAUCACCGUGGUAACAGUUGCCAGGCAACCACACAACGGUUUAGCUGAACCCCGGUACCUGACGCAGGUAGUGACACAGUUCGUUCAGCUGCUCGAACAUGAGGGAGACAACAUUAUGUUCCAGGUGUGUAAUGUCCACUUCCCGCCGGAAACUCACCACGAGGCAGUCUUCCUGUCCAAGUACGUUCCCGUCGUGCACCGGGAGAGUGACGAGGAACAGCCAAAUGAAGAGGAUCCCUUUGAGAGAGAAAAGCUAGAUUAUACUUUUUGUCUGGAAAAGAGUGUGGAGCUGAACCCAGAGUACGUGUUAAUGGUGGAAGAUGACGCACUUCCGACUCCCGACAUGCUCCACGUCCUACGACACAAGCUGCAGUACCGACUGAAACUGAGAAUACACCAGGGGGAGCUUGUACACAGCAGCGAUGACUGGGCCUUUCUGAAGUUGUACAACAUAGAAAGAUGGCAAGGUUAUGGGAGCGACAUCGUGUCUUUUCUAGAACUCACAGGAGUUGGGCUUCUGGGUGGUACUGCUUUCCUUCUUGCAUCGCAAAGAAGAGGAUUAAAGACACACAGAAGAUUUGUAAUGUUCGUUCUUGGGUUUGUUUAUGUGGUAUUGUUGUGUUGGACAGUUGGUAGGCAAUACUUCCUGCAGUUCCGUAGACUGUCGGCACAGCUGUACACGGUCACGACCGGGCCCUUCUGUUGUACACCUGCCGUUCUCUACCCGGGAAACAUGGCGGCGGAGAUAGCCGACUUUCUGAAGUCUGGCACGUGUGAUGAGAGAUACCCACUGGACUUCGCUCUGUCGGAUUUCGCCAUCGACAAAGGAUUAACCCGGUACAAGGUGGAGCCGAAUCUGGUGCAGCAUGUUGGGCUGGUGUCCAGUAUCAGAUCCGAUGUCAGAGACCCGAUGGAGUUCUAGGCCGUGUUUAUGUGAAGUCACCCAAACCGCGAUUCGGGUAACUCACAUUCCUCACAUCUGGUCCACGUGCCACACAUUC